Messenger RNA from Didymella exigua CBS 183.55, 1056 nucleotides. Its product is annotated as amidohydrolase 2. The record is from RefSeq and is a predicted model, not a curated record. NCBI's taxonomy places the organism in Eukaryota, Fungi, Ascomycota, Dothideomycetes, Pleosporales, Didymellaceae. Gene Ontology annotation, molecular function: carboxy-lyase activity; hydrolase activity. Gene Ontology annotation, cellular component: cytosol; cytoplasm. Gene Ontology annotation, biological process: secondary metabolic process. Bases 1 to 1056 code for a protein of 351 amino acids. The transcript has a single exon.
AUGGCCCUCCCACCCCGGAUAGACGUGCACUCGCACUUCCUGCCGCCCUUCUAUCAAGAGGCACUAGCCGCCAACGGGCACUUGUAUCCCGACGGCAUGCCGGCAAUCCCGUCGUGGUCGCCCUCUGCACACCUCGAGAUGAUGGCCGCCGCCAACGUGACUAAAUCCAUGCUCUCCGUCUCCUCGCCGGGAACACAUCUAGAUACCGCCAACGCCACUUUAACGCGCACUUUGACGCGCGAGUGCAAUGCCUAUGCAGCGAAGCUGAAGCGUGAGGAGCCGGACAAAUUCGGCUUCUGGGCGUCCCUGCCGUUGCCAGAUGUGGACGCGGCGCUGGAGGAGAUUGACAAAGCGGUCGCGGAAGGCUGUGAUGGGUUUGGAUUGAUAACGAACUACGGGGGGCUGUAUCUCGGGGAUGCAAAGUUCGCGCGCGUCUUCGAGAGAUUGAACGAGUUGCGGGCGACCGUGUUCAUCCACCCAACGAAGCCCUGCACCCACGACCCCAGUGCCGGGCAAGGAGAUCCUCAGACCACGCAUGCCACGCCGUUUGGCGAGCAGUACCCAAUCCCCAUCUUCGAGUUCUUCUUCGACACGGCGCGCGCCGUCGUCAACCUCUUCGGCAACGGGACAGUGGACUCGUGUCCGCACAUGACCUUUAUAAUCCCGCACGCCGGCGGCGCCCUGCCACCGCUCUUGACGCGGUUCAUCCAGUUCUCAUCUGUCAUGCCUGGAGGGCGUCAACUAGAUGCGGCGCGCGUGAGAGAGCAGCUAGACACGCAGUUCUACUUUGACCUGGCUGGGUUUGUCUUCGAUGGCGAGAGUGGGGGGCAGGGGCAGUUGAAAGCGCUCGUGGAAGGGUUUGAGAUUGGGCAUGAGAGGUUGAUGUACGGGAGUGAUUUUCCGUUUACGCAGACGCGGUUUGUGGAGCGGUUUGCUGAGAAAAUGAGAGAUGGGUUGGAGCAUUUGUUCGAUGAGGAACAGAGGGGGUGGAUAUAUGAGGGAAACGCGCGGAGGAUGCUUGAGAAAAAGAAGAUCGCGAAGGGAGCGAGCCUGUGA